Molecule: messenger RNA, 429 nt
Organism: Clarias gariepinus (North African catfish)
Lineage: Eukaryota; Metazoa; Chordata; Actinopteri; Siluriformes; Clariidae
Product: eotaxin-like
Exons: 3
Coding region: 106-366 (86 amino acids)
Biological process (GO): immune response
Cellular component (GO): extracellular region
Molecular function (GO): chemokine activity
Source: RefSeq, a predicted model, not a curated record
GUGUGUGUGUGUGUCAAACUAAGUAUAAAAACGAGGUGGUAUAACCCAGCUCAGUCAAACUUAAAGAGUUAAGAGAUCACACACCUUUACACAGCUUCUGAGAACAUGAAGACGAGUCGUGUGUUUCUGGUCCUGGGCUUCGUCCUGAUCGUGGCGUUCUGCUCAGAUGCAGGGCCUCCUACACUCCCGGUCUCUUGCUGUUUCAAUUUCUUUACUGGAAAAAUUCCUCCCCAAAACAUCCAGGCGGUGAAACCGACGGACACUCAGUGCCCUCAGAAAGGCUUCAUUGUUUCUACGCUAAAGGUCCUCAGCCUGUGUGUCCGUGAUGACCCAAGUGUUAAGAAAGAAACAGGAAAAUUGUUGUAGACAUUGUUAAAGCGCUGAACAAAUAAGUUGAAAUAAAUUAAGAAAAAACUAACCCCCAAUCAA